CGAACAACUGGAACCGGAAACAGCCCGCGACCAUUCCACACCACCUGCCUCGAGGUACAACCCCACCUGUGCAUGCGCACCCAUACCCCCUAAUAAAGGUACUUUGACUGCCAGUCACGCACACGACCUUGCGCUCGCAUUGUUCUCGCAGCACCAUGUCGUCGUACCUGAACAACCUCCUCACCAAUACUACGUCACGGUACACCAAUCUGCGCCGGCAGCUGCUCUCAGACGAGAACGACGGAGACACAGAAGAAGACUCACACAUUUCUCGAGUCCUUCGCGCAUACUACACCGAAAAAGGCCGCCCUUUUCCACAAUGGCUUCCGCCCGACCCACGAGCCCCGCAACCGCAGCCGGCGCAGCAAUUUGUGUCCUCAGCAGGGCGACAGCAAGGCCAGGGUGCGCCUAUGGGACGUGGAGGAGGAGGGCUGAGUGAUCUAUGGGACAACCCGGCGCCACAGCAACAAGCACAGGAGCCUCUAUCAUUGCGCCGUGGCGCAGGAGCAAGAGGAGGGGGGGCACGACCGCUUCAGAGUCACAUGAGCAGCUCCUUGACACCAGAACCACAAAGCCAGGGCAGGCCGUUGCCGAGCCAAAGAGUUGGAAGCUACCAGAGCUCCCUUGCAACUGGAGGACGUCCAGGAGCCGACCCUUCCCCACCACCGAGCGCAGGAUCAGGCACAACAGCGCAGGAGAGGCUCAAGCAGCGUCUAUGGGGAUCAGGAAGGUCAACAAGUCCGGCGCAAAGCACAUCAUCAGUGGGUUCAGGGCCGCCGGCAAGAGGCUCGUACGAACGACCUGCACCAGGUGGCCGACCACCAUACCCCGAUGAGCGUACCUACUCAGCUGGCAGUAGCGGUGGAGGAAGACAGCAGCCCUCAUCCGGAGACUACGACCCGUAUGCAGCUGGCAACUAUGGCGGCGGCGCACCACAGCGUGCUCCGCCAGGUGGAGGACGUGUCGGUCUGCCGAGCGGACCGCGCUUGCGUUGAGCUUCUUUGUACAUAUAGCAAUGGCGCAUUUGGAGUUGCAGUGCAUUCACGGGUUUGCAUGUUGCAUAGUCUGCGACUCGGCAGCUCGGCGUUCGGGGUCACUUGUGGAGUAUACAGUUGCUUUGUGCCGGCUAUACGUAGCAGACAAUAUACGACAUGCGCAG
Messenger RNA from Macroventuria anomochaeta, 1159 nucleotides. RefSeq lists its product as uncharacterized. The record is from RefSeq and is a predicted model, not a curated record. Bases 156 to 995 code for a protein of 279 amino acids. NCBI's taxonomy places the organism in Eukaryota, Fungi, Ascomycota, Dothideomycetes, Pleosporales, Didymellaceae. The transcript has a single exon.